Messenger RNA from Haplochromis burtoni (Burton's mouthbrooder), 13724 nucleotides. RefSeq names its product CLIP-associating protein 1-A. Gene Ontology annotation, cellular component: mitotic spindle; spindle microtubule; cytoplasmic microtubule. Lineage: Eukaryota; Metazoa; Chordata; Actinopteri; Cichliformes; Cichlidae. The record is from RefSeq and is a predicted model, not a curated record. Gene Ontology annotation, molecular function: kinetochore binding; microtubule binding. The coding region runs from base 4555 to 8649 and encodes 1364 amino acids. The transcript is spliced from 36 exons. Gene Ontology annotation, biological process: mitotic spindle assembly.
GCUGCUGAAGUGAAGCAGAGCAAAGUUACAGAGGUUCUAUUAGAGACACAGCUAAGCGGUUUGCAAUUUGGCUUUAUUUAAAAAAGUUUACAUGUCUGUGCUAUUAAACAGCAGACAUGAGACUUUCUUGUCAGAGGUCUUUUUUUGGAAAAAAAAGAAAAAAGCCGACAUCUCACUGAUUCUGCUCUCAUUUGCUGUUUUAGCUGUUUGGUUGGUUUUGAAAUAGUUUUGUGAAUUUUAAGAUUCUGGCGUUUCUGGCAAAAUACGUUUAUAUUUAAAAGUAGAUUCAGGAUUUAAUGAAUCGAUAUCGCUUUGUUAAAGCUACUCACCUCUCUCUAUCUGCCUGCACUUUCAAACAUACACGUGUGUGGGACCAAUCAGGCCAAUCAGAGAGGUCCCGCCCCUGACUAUCUCUUAUUGGUUUAGACAACGAUAUGGGCAUAAUGUGUGUCUGUUGUUGACCACGCAGAGACUUUCAGACUUGGAGAGGAUUCUUUUUUGUCGCACCAUUGCGAAAUGAAGUUGCAUAUGUGAUCAAAUUAAGUCGCACUCUAGAGCCCUGUAUGUGCACACUUACUGAACUCCAUGAUAGCCUCAUAAAUAAAUCCAGAAGCAUCCGAGUUACUCCUGUUGAUCACCAGCUGACUUGCACCCAGUUUAUGGUUUAUAUGUACUGAGUGUGUCCAUGGAAAGUCCUGAAUGCUGUUUUUGGGUAGCAGGAAAUAUUUCCAGUGUUUUCCAGCGCUGCUGGGAUGGGGAAUUCAUUUUUAUAAGUCAAAGAUAAUCUCUGUGUUGUGGUUUCAUCUGUGUUUAUGCACAAAAUCAAUCAGUCAGGGAGAAAACUACAAACAGGGCUGUCACUUUGUCCUCUCACACUAUACUCAGCUGGUGCUUCUCAUUCCUCUCGUGUUUUGGGGACUUCCUUACCUGGAUGAUUGAGAUGUUAUCGAGAUGUUUUCACAGAUUUAGCUUCCUGGGCGAUGUUUUUUAAAAAGUAUAAUACAGAGUUAACAAAGAGUUCAUAUCAAGUUACAAAGUUGCAAAGCUGAGGAAAACUGAAGCCUGAUGGUUUCUGCUGUGAGCGAGCAGGAUAUUAUCCACACAGUUUAUGUUUUCACAUCCAGAGAUAAAGAACAUCCGAAUCUAGGGUUGGACCAUUAAUCAGAGGUUCAUCUUAAUUAUAAUCUUGGCUUUCAGUGAUUAUGAAAGCAUGAUAAUGGAGAUAAAACUGGAGAUAAAACAGUUUCUCUUUUGUCUGUUCUUUUUCCCUACAAAGCUCUGAGUUUGUCUUGUGUUUCAGUGCAGAAAACAGGAAACCUUGUUAGACAUAUCAGUAGAAAACAGCUGCAGUUCUCUGUCUUCAAGUAAAAUGAUACUGAUACACUUUGAGUGUCCUUUGAUCAGAAAAAAGAAAAAAAAGACCAACAUUUAUGAAUUUCUUGAAAGGAACAAAUCAUGAAGACGUGUUUGGACUGGUUUGGUGAUGAAUAGAUGGAAAGAUUUUGGUGAACAAGAUCUGCUUAGAUGUUUAUGUAAGUUAACCUGUGAAGGAUUAUUAACUGGUAGAGCUGCCUUCUUCUCCGAUCUCUCUCCGGGUCCUUUUUGGUGAUGCCUGACCAAAGUUUUGAUUGGCUGGUCGGCUCUCCACUCAUCUGUCCAUCUGGACUCUGACGGCCAAUAGCGAACAGUGGUCGCCCUUUCAAAGUGGGCUUUUUCUGAAACACUCGCUAGCCUAGACGCCUGACUCAAUAACAGAUGGUCCUGUGUGCAUACCCAUUUCUUCUGUUUGUUUAUUUAGUGGUUUCUCUUUUCACUUUCACAUAACAAACACUUGGUGUUUGGUAAGUUAAUAAGUAAUGAUGCUAAAUAAUCAAGAUUACAGUUAAUAACUAAGAUAACUGUGAUUUCUUUGUACUGCAGAUGAGACCAUCUGUCUCAUUUCUAUAAUGCUGACUGCGUCAUAAAGGCCUGAGGAGCUUUAAGAAAUCAGAGAUGUGGCUCAGAUGUCUGAAACACACACAGGCCCAGUAAUGUGUGACACCAUUAAUGCUCUUUUCAAUAGUUUCUGCUCAGUUAUAAGAAGUUUCUGCUUCAUAAGGAGGAACUGAGGGGAAAGACUUUCCCACUGAAGAAGGUGUUCGUUUUUUAAGGUAGCACACAAAGUUCCUUACACAUGUUUUACAGCAAACGUGCAAUUAUAUCCGGGGAUGUCCUGGCAUGGAAGCAUGUUUGAAUUUUGUAAUUUUCACUUUCUGAUAAUAUUUUGCUCAUAAAAAUACGUUCAUACAAAAAUUAAAAACCCACAUAUCAAUUCUGUGGCCCAUUAAAAAAUUUAAUUUGCUAAUUGGAUUUAUUCCUCUCUUUGUCUCUGUUGGUCCUGUGGGAUUCUGAUGGAGGCUGUAAAUCUAAAAGUGAGAGAAAGUACACGUUGUACUCAUCAGUGAGUCUCAGUGUUUCUGCUGGGAAGCCCUCUCCAUGGUGUAAAGCUGUGCGUGCUGUCUUUCAGUGAGAAGGAAACCCGAGUGCCUUCUUUGUUCCUGUGGACUGAAAUGAGCAGAUUUCAGUCACUUUGCUGCAGGAAAAGUGACCCUGCAGAACACAGACGGGACAGUUUACACAGUGAAAAGCAGCUACUUAUGUUUAGUGCUAUGGCUGUGUGGCAGGACAGGGAAAACUGCUGAGCAGUCAUUAAAGAGGAUGAAUAUUGUUUCUGAGCAGGUGUGUUUUGUUUGUCUCUGUGUGAUCUGUGCACAGAGGUUAUGGUUAGCAGACCAGAGCGAGUGACAUUAAACUGGUUUGAUGGUCUCAUGAACUCGUUACCUCGCUCCAUCUCUGUGGUCACAUGGGUCAGCUUUCAUCUCAGGAGGUGCUCAGCCUUGAAAAGAAAGGCACAACCACCUUCCUUUAGGAAAGCCUGAUGAUCAUUCAUCCCAGGUUUUGUUGUUAAUGAAUAUAUCUGCCAUAUUUGAGGUCAAACAUGUCCCAAGAUGUUUCAGCGUUACUGCAACAGAGGGAAACGUGUAUUUGUUAUUCAUGUAGAGGCCCACAAAACCCAGUGUUUACAGAUGAUUACAUACAGAGAAAAAACAGCAGCUGACACACGUCAUAUUUAUAAACCUUAAGUCUGCUCAGAUUUAAUCUUUAAGAAAAAGAAACUUCAUCACACAGCACAUUCAUUUAUCUAAGUGUAUAAAUAUAAUAAACUGAAGUGAAAUAACCAGGUUUGUUUCAGGUAACAGGAACAGAAACACAAGAGAUGAAACUCUGACUUUUCUACAUCUUCACUAAAUCUGACUCAUUGAGAAUCACUUUGUCUCUCUGGUUUUAGUAAACAGUUUAUCCUGAUUAAUUUAUAAGGUGACGUAAGCAUGACUGCUAACUACACAGCACCUGUAAUGAGUCCGUGUUACAUUACCUGACAGAAAUCUGUGUAUUUUUCUGUUAUUUUCUGACCAUCCAAUGAACAUAAAUGGGCAUUAUGCACGAGUAAAUGAAAUCUAGUACCACACUGACCCCUGGAUCCAGAAGGAUCUCUGGAUCUGGAUUAGAUUGUGAUAUCUUCCUGAGAACUUCAAGACAAAAGCAGACAGUUUUUCUUAUUUCAGUGUGAUUUGUUUUUGCAAAGCUCUUGGAAAAUUUUCAGUUUGCUGAUGUCUCACAGGGCAGUGUUGUAAUGGAUCCUUCCAAAAACUACUGGACUCUGAGCUGCACUUCAAAGAUUGAUCACUUUAAACCGCACUGAGCUCUGAUCAAAUUCUACCGCAGAUCUGUUCUGAUUACUGAGUAAUCCUGCUGGCAAGCAGACAAGCUGGACUGAUGACAUUGGCUGCUCUUCAGAAGUGAUGAUGUCACAUUUAAAAGCUGACUGAACAGCUAAUGACUAAACGAGUCCUGACAUUGAUAAAGACUCACUCCUGUGUGUAGUGCUGGGCCCUGUCUGUCAGCUGAACUGAUACGGAGGACUUAUUUCACUUUCCUCAGACACGCGGCCUGAUUGUUGAUGAAGACUGGUGAAGAUUACAGAGCGGCCAGACUAUUAAUAUCUAUUUCAGGGAAAGGUGUCACUUAAAAAAAACUAAUUAGGGAGGUUUUUGUGUUCAUCAGUGUGUUUCAGCCGCACAGCAGAGGAGCAGGAAACUUCACACUGACCUGGAAAACAGGGACGGGAGUCACAGAGAGCAGAGAAGUGGACCAGAGUGACAGGCAGGAAAAGAAAGGAACAAUAAAACAAAGUGGGAGUCAGUCACAAAGAAGAAGUGUCUUUACUCUCAGAGCCCAGGGCUCUUAUUUUGUAAGAGCAGUGUCAGCUGUCGUCCCUACAGUCACAAGACUGGGUUGGAGGGGAAGGGAGGAGGCAGGCAGCAGUGCGUUAGCUCGGAGUGGCUGACAGGACGCUAGCAUUUGUCCUCCUGCAGAUCCACAGGGGACGGUGUCGCCUCUGCAAGCAGACUGCCGUUUGCAGACAAGAACUUCGAGGACGAUGACUCGGUGGACGGCGGCCGCUCCUCGUCCUCGUCCAAAGGAACCUCGCUGUCCGGGAGGAAGGCGGUGAGCAUGGGUUCAUUUCGACGCCCUGCCUCCGGCAGCAAGUCUGCAGGGAGGGACGGGUCCAGUGCUGGAGCCGUGGAUGAGGAGGACUUCAUCCAGGCGUUUGAAGAUGUUCCCACAGUGCAGAUCUACUCUAACAGGGAGGUGGAGGAAGCCAUGACGAAGAUUCGUGACGUGCUGUCGGACGACAAGCGGGACUGGGAGCUGAGAGUGGCAGCUCUGAAGAAAGUGCGUUCGCUGCUACUGGCCGGUGCACCAGAGUUCGACGGCUUCCUGCAGCAGCUGCGUCUCAUGGAGGCGGCGUUCAAGCUGUCUGCCAAGGACCUGCGAUCUCAGGUGGUGAGGGAGGCCUGCAUCACUCUGGGACACCUGUCGUCAGUGCUCGGCAACCGGUUCGAUCACGCAGCAGAGGCCAUCAUGCCAAUACUCCUCAACCUGGUCCCCAACAGUGCCAAAGUCAUGGCCACGUCCGGCGUGGCCGCCAUCCAUCUCAUCCUCAGACACACACACUACCCACGCCUCAUCCCCAUCAUCACCAGCAACUGUACCUCCAAAUCUGUGGCUGUGCGAAGGCGCUGCUUCGAGUUCUUGGACCUGCUGCUGCAGGAAUGGCAGACGAGCUGUCUGGAGAGGCACGGCACAGUUUUAAUGGAGACUAUAAAGAAAGGGAUCCAUGAUGCAGACGCUGAGGCUCGCUCUGUGGCCAGAAAGUGUUACUGGAGCUUCCACAGUCACUUCAGCCGGGAGGCGGAGCAGCUGUUCCAGGGCCUGGAGUCGUCCUAUCAGAAAGCUCUGCAGGCUCACCUGAGGAGCGGAGACAGUCUGAUGUCGCUGCCCGCCUCUGACCGCUCCUCUUCCUCUUCUCAGGAGAGCCUCAAUCGACCUCUGUCUGCAAAAAGCACUGUUGGGAGCAGCUCAGCCCGAUCCAAACCCGCCCACACCUCCAGGAUGCCGGCUGCCGCCUCCUCCCCCGGCUCACUCCAGCGCUCCCGCAGCGACGUGGACGUAAACGCUGCGGCCAGCGCCACCGCCCGCACGAGGAUGCCUGCCGUACCCUCCACUGUGCCGUCGUCGGCCUCGCCCUUCAGCUCUGCCUCGGCGCUGCCUCCUGGAUCCUACGCUUCACUGGACGGUUCGUGGUCUGUUAACGCAGACGGUCGAGUGCGAACAAGGAGGACAAGCUCAGGAAACGGUCCGUCAGUGACAGACACACGGGGCCGGAGUCGAGGGAAAGUCGUCUCUCAGUCCCAGCCUGGGAGUCGGUCAGGCUCUCCCGGGCGUCUGCUGAGCUCCACCUAUGGCCGGAUCCCCAGGCCCACCAUGGGCACCGGUGCCACCGCCGCCGCCACGGGUAGCACCUCCACCAGCCUGACCGACAAGAGCCGACCUCGAGGUCACCGCAGCCAGGGCUGCAGCCGAGAGACCAGCCCCACCAGAUCAGGCACGGCCCGGAGUCGCAUCCCUCGACCGAGCAUGAGUCAGGGCUGCAGCCGCGAAACCAGUCGCGAGAGCAGCCGCGACACCAGCCCGGCGCGGGGCUUCUCCCCCCUGGCGUCCCGCCGUCACUCCCGUUCCACCAGCGCCCUGUCCUCUGCAGAGUGCUACUCAGACCGGCUGUCCCAUCAGGCUCGGAUCUCUGCCUCAGUCAAUGCCAUGAGGAUCCUCAACACGGGCACCGAAGUCGAGGCUGCGGUCGCCGAUGCUCUGCUCUUAGGAGACUCGAGGAGUAAGGUACAGCGGAGGCCAGUGAGGCGGCGGUUCGAGUCGCCGGGGAUGUACUCAGACGACGACGCCAACAGCGACGCCUCCAGCGCCUGCUCUGAGCGCUCCUACAGCUCACGUAACGGCGGCGUGGCGCCGCACUACCUACGUCAGACGGAGGACGUGGCGGAGGUGCUGAACCACUGUGCCAGCGCCAACUGGUCCGAGAGGAAGGAGGGACUGCUGGGACUGCAGAACCUGCUCAAGAGCCAGAGGAUGCUCAGUCGUGUGGAGCUGAAGAGGCUUUGUGAGAUCUUCACCAGGAUGUUUGCGGACCCUCACAGCAAGAGAGUCUUCAGCAUGUUCCUGGAGACUCUGGUGGACUUCAUCGUGCUGCACAGGGACGACCUGUUGGACUGGCUCUUCGUCCUGCUCACACAGCUGCUGAAGAAGAUGGGUGCCGACCUGCUGGGCUCUGUCCAGGCCAAAGUCCAGAAGGCUCUGGAUGUCACGAGGGAGUCCUUCCCAUACGAGCAGCAGUUCAACAUCCUGAUGCGCUUCAUCGUGGAUCAGACGCAGACCCCCAACCUGAAGGUGAAGGUGGCCAUCCUGCGCUACAUCGAGGCUCUGGCCAGGCAGAUGGACCCGGCCGACUUUGUCAACUCCAGCGAGACACGCCUCGCCGUUUCCCGCAUCAUCACCUGGACCACCGAGCCCAAGAGCUCUGAUGUCCGCAAGACCCUUCAUAACUGGGCGGGGGAGGAUUUCUCAGGCCGAACCAGCACCGUGGCCUCUCUGCCCGGGGAGGGCAACCUGGAGGAGAGGUGCAAGCAGGCAGCCCAGGUGGUGUUGAUCGCCCUCUUUGAGCUGAACACUCCAGAGUUCACCAUGCUGCUGGGUGCUCUGCCCAAAACCUUCCAGGACGGGACAACAAAGCUGCUGCACAACCACCUGAGGAACGCCAGAGCCAACAGCGGCAUCAGCAUGGCGUCUCCCAGUAACUCGGCAGGUCGGACGCCCCUGCGACAGCCCAGCAGCCGCAGCAGCCCGCUGACCUCCCCCACAAACUGCUCCCACGGCGGCCUUUCCCCCAGUCGGCUGUGGGGUUGGAGCGCAGACGGCCUCUCCAAGUUCCCUCCUCCACCCUUCCCCUCCCCUCUUCCUCCACCCACUGCCCACUCUUCCCUCAAGGCCCUGCGGCGAGCUUACUCACCCAGCAUGCUGGAGUACGACAGCGAGAACCUGAACUCCGAGGAGAUCUACAGCUCGCUGCGCGGUGUCACGGAGGCCAUCCAGAACUUCAGCUUCCGCAGCCAGGAGGACCUGGUGGAACCGCUGAGGCGGGACGGCAAGAAGGAUGGCGUUAUGACUGGAGGCGGGGCUUCCUCGGACUCCGAACCUCGUCCCAGCGGUGAUGCAGUGGAGGGCGGGCGCACUGCCCUGGACAACAAGACCUCUCUGCUGAACACGCCGUCUCCUCGAUCCUUCGCCGGCCCGCGCUUCAGAGAGUACAACCCAUACAACUACACGGACGGCAUCAGUACGAUGGAUAAAGCUGCGCUGAAGGAGGCGCUGUACGAGGACGCUGUGGAGCAGCUGCGAGAAGGCCGCCGGCAGGAAAGUGUGGAAAACAAGAUCCUGAACCCCAAAGGUUUCCCAGCCGGGGCUGCUGAGCAGCUGGAGCUGGUCGGAGAGCUGCUGAAGGAGCUCUCCCAGGGCCAGGCAGGGGAGCGGGGCCCCGAGGAGCGCCGGGGGACCCUGCUGGAGAUGCUGAAGGUGGCCCGGGAGGACAGCUUGGUGGUGUGGGAAGAGCACUUUAAGACCAUGCUGCUGCUCCUGCUCGAAACGCUGGGAGACAAAGACCACACAAUCCGGGCACUCGCCCUGCGAGUCCUAAAGGAGAUUCUGAGGAACCAGCCCGCCCGCUUCAAGAACUACGCCGAGCUCACCAUCAUGAAGAUGCUGGAGGCCCACAAAGACUCGCACAAGGAGGUGGUGCGGGCGGCCGAGGAGGCGGCCUCCACGCUGGCGGGCUCCAUCCACCCCGAGCAGUGCAUCAAGGUGCUCUGCCCCAUCGUGCAGACGGCCGACUACCCCAUCAACCUGGCCGCCAUCAAGAUGCAGACGAGAGCCAUCGAACGCAUCACCAGAGAGCCGCUGCACCAGCUGCUGCCCGACAUCAUCCCCGGACUCCUGCAGGGCUACGACAACACUGAGAGCAGCGUGAGGAAGGCCAGCGUCUUCUGCCUGGUGGCCAUCUACUCUGUGAUCGGAGAGGAGCUGAAGCCUUACCUGGCUCAGCUGACCGGCAGCAAGAUGAAGCUGCUGAACCUUUACAUCAAGCGGGCGCAGACCUCCACCAGCAACAGCAGCAGCUCCUCCGACAUCUCCUCCUACUAACUCCUGCAGCUUCCAUCCUCGCAGACACGCUUAUAAACAGUUUCAUUCCAUCAGCCGGUGAUCGACCUGAGGGGCGACGUCACCACCAGUGGGAUCAUCAUCAGUUUCUUUGUAGGACCAGGUGCCUGGCACCUCAUCUUCUUGACCAGCUUCUGUUUCCCAAACCAUCUUCCAUCUCAUUCCUUCAGCUGCUGAUGGAGCUGAAGUCCCUGAGGAGCUCAUGCUGUCACGGCUCCAGUUUCAUGUCCAUCAUCCAUAAAGUUCAGCUCGUUUUUUGGAGGUAGGGUGACCCUGGCUUUUGAGACGUUUCAUGAAGAUCCACCACUAGAUGCAUUAGCCUUAAGACUUCAUCUUCCAUCUUCCAGUAUGGAAAUGAUCAAUUUUUAGAGGCCGUGUGCCUGAAACCAAGAUCUCCUCUUCCUCAUCUCAUCAUCGUCGUCUUUAAUCUCCUGGAUGUGAGGUGCAGUUUGAAGCCGAGGAGAUCGUGGAACCAUGAAGGACCUGAAGAGGAGAGUUUUUGCAGUGUAGCUUCCUCCUUCUGUCAGUAUUUUUAUUCCUUUUUAGUACCUUUAAUCCACUUCCUGGACACUGUUUUGCUUUGACACAUCAAACCUUUUAUUGAAUGUAAAGAGCUUUGAGUGAGCGCGAGUCUCCUUCGUGAACUACUGCCUCAUCGAUGGGACGUUUUCCAGUUUUUAACAUUUGAAUGAGUUGUUACAGAAAGUAGCACUACGGUCUUUAAAAGGCUGAAUCCCAGAGAUAAUCGAAAGAUCAACGCAAGCUUUAUUUUGAAAAUGGGCUCAUGCCUCUGUGAGUGCGAUGGGAGAAUCGACGGGGUUGCACUCAGUCCUGGAAUAAUCUAUUUCAAAAGAUGUGAAGCUCGUCUCAGUUUACAGUGAUUGAUCAUUUGGCUGGCCAAUGAUUUUAAGCACUACAGAUCAGCAAAGUUUUAUUGUUCUGGGCCCAAGAACCAGCAGAAAACAGCAGUGUUUAUAUUUUAAAGUCAUUUUUUAAGGUGUGAAAAAGGAACAAAUUAUUUCUGUUUUUGUGGCACUCAUCAGUUAGAUUUCCAUUUAAUAGUCAAGGCUAAAUAUUUCACCUCACAGAUCACAGUUUUCUACCUGAAUUGGAAAAAAAAUGUCAAAUUGAAACGGCCGUGUUUUUAGAUGAAGAACUAGACUUGUGAGUGAGAGUUAUUUUGAAAUCACAGGUUUGCUUUAGUUAGCUGUCUAAAUGAGCUGUUGGAGAUGAGGUGGAGGUUUGAAAGAGACAGACCACACACACAGAUUUAAUAUUCAGUGUUGGAAAUUAGAUUUGUCCUACAUGCGCGUGAACAGCACUUUCUUGUAUACGUGACUUUCACAAUAAAAGCUUUAGCAGCAGCAGGGUAAAUUUCAGCUGAUUAAACAGCUUACAGAAGCAUGUUGAAGAGCUGAUCGUAGGAUUUAAGUAAUCUUAACUUUAGCUUAGGAAGUUUUGAAAUUUAAUGCUGCCUUUUAUUUAUAUAAAUAUUGUUUUUAAGAAGGUUUUAAUAUAUUGCAGUGUUUGAGAAACAAGCUGUUAAAAUGCUGCGUUGGACUUCAUUUCUAAUUGUUAGAAAAAGUUUGAAAAAUAGUGUAAUUAGUCUUUAAAUCAUCAUUAAAUUAUCAAUAUUUAUGUUUAAAUAUGUGUUCCAGUUAUCAACAUAAAAUGUGACUUCAUUUAAGCUUUCAUUACAGAUCUCUACAUAUGACGCAAAGAUAACUCGGCAGCAGAAAAUACUGACCUAAACACGUGUCGAUUUCUCUGUAGCAUUUCUGCUGAUGUGAACAUAGCAGGCAGAUUUAUUGAAAGACAAAGAUUUCUUUUAAGUUGUGAUAGAAAGGAAAUUUUGCACACAACUGUAGAACAUGGAUGGAUGGAUAGUCUGCCCAGUACUUUUUUGGGUUGAUCCUAAAUUUAAGGAGAGCUUUUCUUCUUUUCCCCUAUUUCCGGUCAGAACUUUAAAUGCAUACUUUCAUAAAAGUAGAUAUAAGAACCAGGACACUUAAAGCAAUACUUUCCAAUUACACACAAACAUUUAAAUAUUAUCACUAAUUUCAAGUAUAGCACUAAUCCAUCUUCUUAUUUAAAAAAAAAAAAAAGAAGUAUUUAUUUAUUAAAAAUGUAAAAAAUGACUGUCAGCUUGACAGACUGAGGACCACAAUAAGAAAAAUUCCAAAGAAAACAUAUUUUUGGUGAUUGCUUUGGUCGUUCACUCAUUUGGACUGUAAAUAUCCUCACCAUCAUCUAAUUUAUGUUAGACAACGUAAAGACUGAACUCACUUUGUAAAUGUUAAUAAAAAAAAUGCACAUUUUGUGACCAAAAGGAGACAAUAAUUAAAUACAGAUUUAUGAUUUUUUUUUUCAGGCCAAAGGUAGAAAGCUUCUCAUCGUCCUACGUAAAUAUGAGACUGAUAUAACGAACAAAAAAGAUUAAAUUGUCUUUUAUUGAGUUUUAAAUGGAAAAUCAAGCUGAUGAGUGUCACAUAAGUUUAAUUUUUUUUUCAGCUAUGGUGGGUUUUUAGUGGCUGUCAAAAACUAAAAGGUCAAUCAGCUCCUAAUUAAAACCACUGUAAUGACAACAGUGUUGCUCUCUCCUGUGAAUUGAACGGCCCAGCUUGGGUUAAACUGGGAGUUGAUUAGUUUUGAUGACUGCUGUCAAGUUUAGACUACUGUGAUUAGGGGACUUUCAUUCCAAAAUACUGUAAUAUAUAUAUUAAAGCUCAAGCUGAAGGUCAAAAUAAAGGCCUAAAUAUCUCAGAAAUAGUAUUAGCGGCCGUGCUCUCUGCAUCAGCGGCUCCCAAAUCGAAUGUAAGUCACUUUUUUGACCUUUAAAAUGUGAAUGACAAACCUGUGGGAAAGAUUGACGAUCUGAAUCAUUAGAUGCUACUACAUGAGCGCGACAAUGCUGAACUGCUGAAUGGUGAAGUGCCAGUGGUAAAAAAAGAAACAGAGUGGACAUUAGCAAUAAACUUCAAGAAAUCCAGCUGGGAUUUCCUUGUGGAAACACUGUAGAUUCCCAUUUAGGUCCUCCUUUGAGACGCUCCGCCGGUCAGUGUAAAAAAGUGUCAUUUUCGAAUAAGCGCACCUAUAAUUAAACCUUCUGCUGCUUAUUAUAAUACUAACAAACGCGCCUAACCACUCUGGUGUAUGUACUUUAUCUCAGCAGGAAGUGUAGGUGAAGCGAUGACGAUGGAAAAACGACUGAAAUUUUUAAUAGUGAUUGAUCGACUGACUGAUUGCACUUUCCUGGUGCUGAACUCCGCCCAUCACGCACACUAAGUGAGUCCAAACAAACACUCCAGAGGGGGCAGAAGAUGAGAAAUAAUCCAACAUUUCCAGCAAAGUGAUUUGUUUUCUUGCUGAGAGUCAGAUGAGAUUACAGAGAUUCCAUUCUGUAAAUUUGGACCCUUUUCCCUUGUGUAGAAAUGGCUUGCGUGGGGAUCCGAACAUUACAGAUCAUCCAUCAUUACAAGCUUAAUUUUAGAUAUUUACAAGAAUGUCAGAACUUUAUCUGAUUUUUCUAAGCAUUUAGCUUAAUUGAACUACAUUUUCACUAACUAACAUACAAUAGUAGACAGUGCUAAGGAACAUCCAAGUAAAAUCCUAGAAUUUGACUCCGUAAAACGAAAACUUCUUGAACAGCUAAUCACAGCAACACAAUGCUUAUCAUGUGUCAGAUAACUGCAUUAAAAUGCUCCAAAAGGGACUGAGCACAAACUGCCACUACAUGCUGAUGAUGUGAUUCUAUUUAUUAUCCAAAUAUAUUAAUCACCUCAAGCCAGAGGUCCAGUUUAGGAACUCCAAUAGGCUGAGGUGAAGUCUACCAGACAGCUAAAACCUAUAGCUGCCUGUGACACACCAUCUGGCCAUCAAGCAGAUAGGCCACGCCUUAAUACAUGUGAAACAGGUGGUCCCAGUGUAGCAUGGUCUCUACUUUAAACUAGUGGAAUUUCUCAGUGAAAUCAAGCUUUGUCUGUCAGUCUGGUUUUUAUGAAAUUACAAUACCUACAAAACUUUGCAGCUCUUGCUCUGACCAAAACUGUUUUUGUAGCAGCUGUGAAGAUGUUUACUUCAGCUAUAAAUUUGGACAUUUUACCACAGUAGUCUAUGGGGACACUGCCUCUAGCACACAUUAGAGGAUUUUCAGUUUCAGCAUUAGUUUUACUUCCAACCUCUGGGGCUGAAAAGUGAAGCCAAUAUGGAAUCUGUGUUUACAUCUUCAGAGGUAGUGUGUUGUCGGAUGCAUGUAGAAAUAGAAAUGCUUUCUGUUGCUAUACCCACCCUCUCGAGGGUCCCAGUUUUUAUUUCUGCACAUUCCUGCAUAUACGUCUGACUCUCAGUAAAAAGCAAACAUUUCCCAGAAUGUCUUUAAAAGUGAAGGAUGUUUCCAGGCCUUACUGAAUCUCUUCCGACACAUUACUUGGACUGUUAAAUGUACUGUACCAGUGGCCGUUGUCACUCUUCUCAGCUUUGAGAAUCUGAUCAGCGUUUCCCUCUGAACUGAAUGUCGAAGUCCUCCAUAGCGUGUCCAGUCCAGUGGUGCUGAUCCGGUGUUAAACUUGCUGCAGUUUAGGCUACAGUUUUGGCAACUAAAACUCAGUUCCCUUUAUUUCAAUCUACAGUGUAACUUGAAACUGCGUCUGCAUGAGUGUGUCACAGGAAUCGUUAAAUGUAGUCAACUUGAAAUUAAGAUUUGAGAACAUUAUUUUGAUUUCCUGAUUGAGUGCCUUUGAGGAAAGAUUUCUUGCAAUACACCUGGUUGUUCUGUCCAAUACUAACCUGUACUAACACUAUGAUUCACUGCUUCUGAAGGCGAGAAGAAAACCUUUUUAAUGAUGCUGUAAAUACGCUUCAAGCUUCUUCUUUUUUCCAUUCGAACGACUUACAGUGCAUGGCUCCAGUUUGUUUUUUUAGUUGGUUAGUUUCCUUUCAUGCUACACAGUAUUUAUAUUCUGUUUUAUUUCCCUGUGUAUGACUGUAUAUAUUUACAUGUUUGGUUCUCUUUCACCUGUGAUAGAUUUCGCAGAACUUGAAAUAAACUAUCAGACUUC